This is a messenger RNA of Plasmopara halstedii, 948 nucleotides long. RefSeq names its product chitooligosaccharide deacetylase. The transcript has a single exon. The record is from RefSeq and is a predicted model, not a curated record. Bases 1 to 948 code for a protein of 315 amino acids. Gene Ontology annotation, molecular function: hydrolase activity, acting on carbon-nitrogen (but not peptide) bonds. Gene Ontology annotation, cellular component: membrane. Gene Ontology annotation, biological process: carbohydrate metabolic process. NCBI's taxonomy places the organism in Eukaryota, Oomycota, Peronosporomycetes, Peronosporales, Peronosporaceae.
AUGGGCUCAUUUCCAAGUGUAGCCUCGCGAUUCUCGGCAGCGGCAUUGCUUGCUAUAGUUUCUGCUGAAGACAUCGAAGUGGUCGACAAUGUCGAGGCGUCAGCGUUUUUGCAAAUUGCAGGUGUUUGUGUUUUCGUCAUUUCCAGCAUAUUUCUCUUAUCCGUGUACUUGCUACCACGUUGGCUGUUGCGCUUCGUUGAGUGGAACUCGCAUCCGUCCGUGCUAUGGAGCGUGCGUACAACGUCACGCAUAUGUUCCCUUACUAUUGACGAUGCACCAUCAUCUUCUACACCCGCCAUUCUUGAUAUUUUACGCGAACAUAGCAUCAAAGCGACCUUUUUUAUCAUUUCAGGACACAUCCCAGGCAAUGAAGAGGUACUUCGCCGAAUUGUGAGUGAGGGUCAUACACUAGCAAACCAUCUUACGGAGGAUCGAGCUAGCAUUUUAGACGAGCUGCACGUCUUUGAGCAGAAAAUACAGGAAUGUGAGCGAGCCAUCAGUGAAUUUCAACAGGGGGUGACUGAUCAAGAGACGCUGAUGAUUCCAAAUCCACCGGAGACGCAGCAGCUAUUGCUUGAGGAAAAGAAAUUAGAAACUUCUCUGCCGGCAACGAAUGCUAUGAAACAAACUAAGCACUCGAAGAACAAGUGGAUUCGUCCUGCGUCGGGUUGGUUCACGACACCCAUGAGAGAGAUAACAGCGCGUCACGGCUAUCGCAUCUGUUUGGGCAGCGUCUACCCUCACGACGCGCAGAUUCGGUCCGAGACUAUCAACUCAAUGUAUUUGCGAAAUCGCACUGACUGUGGAUCAAUCAUUAUCGUUCAUGACCGCUCAUGGACAAUUGGCGUCUUGAAAACGGCCCUACCGGUGCUAUCACGCAAGUUCCAGUUCGUGACUUUGGAUGAGUUGGUGGAAUUCAACAAACCUCUACGACAUGAAGAAUUAUGA